AUGGCUGGUCUGUGCUUCCGAUGUGGUCAGUCAGGACAUCAGAUUGCAGAGUGUCCACAUAUGGGAUUUGAUCAGCGUUCUGAGUUCCGAUCUGAGGGCUUUGUCAGACCUGCCGGUUCAGCAGCAGGAAGACCGAGGACUGUUCCUCCAUGCCCUGAGGGAUUUGCUGCCAGAGGUGGUGGAUCUAGUUCUGGACCACGGAGACCACCUACGGUUCAGAGGGAGCAGAGUAGUUCUGUUGCUUCAGCUCCUGUUCCAGUUCAGCCCCAAGUCUACAGCUUGAGUCAGCAGGAGGCUCGUGAUGCUCCCGAUGUUGUGACAGGUACGGUUUAUAUUUCUGAUCAGUCUUGUCAUUUUUUGUUUGACUCUAGAGCGAGUCACUCUUUUGUGUUCGAGCGUUGUUUUGAGGCUUUACGUUUGGAUUCCAUUUUACUUCCGGUUUCGCUUUCUGUGAUUUUACCGGCUGGAAGUCCUUUGAUUGCUCGACAGUUUUGUUUUUGUGAGAUUGAGAUUUCUGGCAAGAAGUGGAAAUCGAGUUUGAUUCUGUUGCCGAUUUCUUCAUAUGAUGUGAUUCUGGGCAUGGAUUGA
This is a messenger RNA of Dendrobium catenatum, 588 nucleotides long. RefSeq lists its product as uncharacterized. Lineage: Eukaryota; Viridiplantae; Streptophyta; Magnoliopsida; Asparagales; Orchidaceae. The coding region runs from base 1 to 588 and encodes 195 amino acids. The transcript has a single exon. The record is from RefSeq and is a predicted model, not a curated record. Gene Ontology annotation, molecular function: nucleic acid binding; zinc ion binding.